GUGCUUCUACCAUGGACAUCAAGGAGGUGGACCUCAGAGAGAUGGCUUCUGUCAUCCAGUCGAAAGUCGUCCUGGAGGUGUCCUCUCAAGUCCAGUCGCUCCUGGAUUCUCUAGAAACCACCACGCUGGACAUCGCAGUGACUGGCGAAGGUGGGGCUGGCAAGUCCACCUUCAUCAACGCCAUGUUGGGGAUCCGUGACGAUGACUUCGGUGCGGCCAAAACUGGUGUGGUUGAGACUACGGCUUCGCCCACCCCUUACCUUCACCCUCAUCUUCCCCAUGUCCGGCUAUGGGACCUGCCAGGUAUUGGUACACCUUCCUUCCAAGCCAAAAAAUAUCUCCAGCGGGUGAGAUUUGAGAGAUACGAUUUCUUCAUCAUCGUAACGUCCGAGCGUUUCCGAGAGAAUCACGCUGAGCUGGCUCGGGCUGUGGCUGCCAUGGGCAAACGCUUCUACUUCGUCCGUUCCAAGGUAGACCAGGAUCUGUGGGCUACCCAACAGCGAAGGCCGAGCUCGUUCCAGGAAGCUCAGGUGCUGCAGGAAAUAGAGUCAGACUGUUCCCGUCAGCUCAAGCGGGAAGGCUUGGAGAACCCCAAGGUCUUCUUGAUCUCCAGCUUCCAUUUGCAUAGGUUUGACUUCCACCGCUUAAAGGACACUCUGGCUGAAGAGCUGGAAGGGCACAAGAGACACACCCUGCUGCUUUCCUUUCCAUCCGUCACCGCUGCAGCUGUGCAGAAGAAGAAGAGCUCGCUGCGCUGGCACAUCUGGAAGAAGGCGCUGCUGGCGUGUUUCAUUUCAGCCCUGCCCGGCCACCCGUUCUACCUCAACGUCCCCAUGCUCAUGAAGACGCUCAAGAACUACCAGCAGCAUUUCGGCUUGGAUGAUGCAUCUUUGGAGACCUUGGCCGCCACGGUCUCCAAGCCCUCUUACGAGUUGAAAAACCAAGUGCGUUCAAAAUUCGUGGGGGGCCUUUCGGAAGAGGCUAUCCAGACAGUUUUGAGGCAGUCUGCAAUCUGUGGGCAGGUGGCGGCCACAGCGCUGAAUAGCCAAUUCCCCUUUUUCAACAACUUGGUAGCAGGGGCCAUCUCGUUCGUGGCCGCCUAUUAUUUGUUGCACACAGCUCUGGAUAGUUUUGCCGAAGAUGCGCAGAGGGUCUUGGAAAGAGCGUAUGGCUUGGAGACAGUGGUUCAGGGCUCCAUUGGCUGUCCUUCAUUGGGCUUCACCUGUGAAUGAAGACGAUGAAGAACACCAGCCAAAAUUCCUUGGAGAUGGACAAAUCGGGUUAUUUUUUUCCCCUUCUCUUUUCUGCAUUAAUAUUGCUUCUUGUUUUCUUCAAUUGGUCAAACUGGCCAGGAGAACUUAGCCAAGGUUGCUGUCUGCCUAUUCCCUGUCAUGGCGAAGCACUCAGAACCAUCUCUCCAGGCACACCAGCAGUCCACCUGUUGCUCUUCCAGGUUGUGGCACGCACAUUCCACGCCUGCCAGCUGGUUGUCAAAAAACAGCUCCCGGGCACCCAUGCGCGCGCCGGGAAGCUGAGAUUCUGGGUUUCUGGCGCACACAUGCAUGCCAGCCAGGUAGUCUUUGCCUGCGCAUGUGCGCCAGGAACUGGAAACUCAGCUGAGUGGCACGUGCACGGAACUGCUCUUCCAGUUUACUGUGCGCAUGCGCACCGGGGAGCUGCUCUUCCGGAUUCUGCUGUUCUCCUGUGCGCAUGAGUGGGCUCCCAUUUCAGUACUCGGUGCCGAAAAGAUUUGCCAACACUGGCCUAUCCUGUGAAGAGAACCCUUCUCCACCCACCCCCCCAAAGGUUAUUGAGAUUAGUCUUCAGAUGGUGACCCUACAUAACUGGGAAGACACUUUGCAUUUCUUUAGAUGUAGCAGAUUUGAUUAUUGGGAGGUGUUUUGCUGUUUUUCAUAUAAUAAAUUGGUUCUUGGAAACUUUUAUAUAGUGGCAACCUUUUGAAAUGAUAAAUGCUCUGGAAUCUCUUCAUGUCUCAGUGGGUCAUUCAUUUAUUUUAUACAUACAUUUAUAGACCAUUCUUAUC
Messenger RNA from Thamnophis sirtalis, 2044 nucleotides. The record is from RefSeq and is a predicted model, not a curated record. NCBI's taxonomy places the organism in Eukaryota, Metazoa, Chordata, Lepidosauria, Squamata, Natricidae.